Messenger RNA from Elgaria multicarinata webbii, 5868 nucleotides. RefSeq names its product laminin subunit beta 2 (gene LAMB2). Gene Ontology annotation, cellular component: basement membrane. Bases 29 to 5365 code for a protein of 1778 amino acids. NCBI's taxonomy places the organism in Eukaryota, Metazoa, Chordata, Lepidosauria, Squamata, Anguidae. The record is from RefSeq and is a predicted model, not a curated record. The transcript is spliced from 33 exons. Gene Ontology annotation, biological process: animal organ morphogenesis; tissue development.
CCACUCAGGCCGGCGCCAAGUUGCCCCAAUGAGGCUGUGGGGUUUGCUGCUUGCAGUGCUGGGGGGAGCAAUGUGCCAAGAGCCAGAGCCCCCCCAUGGGUGUUCCCAAGGCAGCUGCUACCCAGCCACGGGAGAUCUGCUGGUAGGCCGGGCCGAUCGGCUCUCCACCACCUCCACCUGUGGCCUGCAACGUCCCCAGCCCUACUGUAUUGUCAGCCAUUUGCAGGAUGAGAAAAAGUGCUUUUCGUGUGACUCCCGUCGGCCCUAUGAGCCCGUGUCAAACCCUAAGAGCCACCGCAUUGAGAAUGUGAUCACCGCCUUUGCACGCUAUCGCAAGAAGGCCUGGUGGCAGUCAGAGAAUGGUGUGGAGCAGGUCAGCAUCCGCCUGGACCUGGAGGCCGAGUUCCACUUCACUCACCUCAUCAUGACUUUCAAGACCUUCCGGCCAGCAGCCAUGUUGGUGGAGCGUUCGGCUGAUUUUGGCCGCACCUGGCAGGUGUACCGCUACUUUGCCUACGACUGCGCUGCGUCCUUCCCUGCUGCCCCUCGUGGACCCCUGAGGCGUGUGGAUGAUGUCAUCUGCGAGUCGCGUUACUCGGACAUUGAGCCCUCGACUGAGGGGGAGGUGAUCUACAGGGUGCUGGACCCAGCUAUCUACAUCCGUGACCCUUACAGUCCAAAAAUCCAGAAUCUCCUGAAGGUCACCAACCUGCGGGUGAACUUGACCAAACUGCACACGCUGGGAGACAACUUGCUGGACUCGCGGCGAGAGAUCAAGGAGAAGUAUUACUACGCCGUGUACGAGCUGGUGCUGCGGGGCAACUGCUUCUGCUACGGGCAUGCCUCGGAGUGCGCCCCACUCGCGGGCAGCCCCGCUGAUGUGGAAGGCAUGGUGCAUGGCCGCUGUGUCUGCAAGCACAACACCAACGGGCUGAACUGCGAGCAGUGCGACAGCUUCCACCAUGAGCUGCCCUGGCGCCCGGCCGAAGGGCGCCGCACCAACGCCUGCAAGAAGUGCAACUGCAACGAGCACUCGCACCGGUGCCACUUCGACAUGGCCGUGUACCUGGCCACGGGCAACGCCAGCGGCGGCGUCUGCGACGAGUGCCAGCACAACACCAUGGGCCGCCACUGCCAGCUCUGCAAGCCCUUCUACUACAAAGACCCUGCCAAGGACAUCCGCGACCCCAGCGUGUGCCGCGCCUGUGACUGUGACCCCGAUGGCACAUUAGAUGGUGGCGUGUGUGACACGCACGACGACCCGAGCCUCGGGCUGAUUGCUGGACAGUGUCGCUGCAAGGAGCACAUCCAAGGGGCACGCUGUGACAAGUGCAAGCCUGGCUUCUUCGGAAUGAGCGCAGGAAACCCGCAAGGCUGCCAGCGUUGCCAGUGUGACCCGCGAGGGACUGUGCAGGACGGGCCCCAAUGCAACGCCAUCACGGGCGACUGCUUCUGCAAGCGGCUGGUGACCGGGCGCAGCUGUAACCAGUGCUUGCCUGAGCACUGGGCUCUGAGCCCUGACCUACAUGGCUGCCGGCCUUGUGACUGCGAUGUCGGAGGCGCCCACGACAACCAGUGCGCCACGGAAACAGGACAGUGCCGCUGCCGCAGCCACAUGGUGGGCAGGCAGUGCAGCCAAGUGCAGGCAGGCUACUACCGCAUGGUGCUGGACCACUACACCUGCGAGGCUGAAGAAGCACGACUUCACCAGGGAGCUGAAAUGAUGGAGCGAGUGCACCUCACAGGCCGCCCGGUCACUUGGACAGGGCUCGGGUUUGCACGCGUGGUGGAGGGCAGCGUGGUGGAGUUCCAGAUCAACAAUGUGCCCUUCUCCAUGGAAUACGAUAUACUGCUGCGCUACGAGCCUCAGGUGCCAGGAAAAUGGGAGGAGGUGAAGGUGUCUGUGGUGCGGCCUGGGCCUGUCCCCACCAGCAGCCCAUGUGGAAACACCAUCCCUGCUGAUGACUUGAUGUCCACGGCUCUGCCACCCACAUCUCGGUAUGUGGUGCUGCCCCAGCCCGUCUGUCUGGAGCAAGGGGUCAGCUACACCAUCCGGGUGGAGUUCACCCGCUACGGAGGGCGUGAGCAUUUGCAAGGCGCUGCAGUCCUGUUGGAUUCCCUGGUACUGAUGCCACGCUACUCCUCCCUGGAGAUGUUCAUCGCUGGAGACCCCGCCGCCAUUGCCCGCAAGGAGACCUUUGAGCGCUACCGCUGUGCCCAACACGCUCGGCCUGUGGUUAAGGCGCCCGCCCCAGAGCCCUGCGCCAACUUGAUCACCAGCAUGUCAGCCAUCAUCCACCAGGGGGCACUGCCCUGCCGGUGCAAUCCCCAAGGAUCACUGAGCUCCGAAUGCAACCCGGAAGGUGGGCAGUGCCAGUGCAAGCCUCACGUCAUGGGCCGCCGCUGUGAACGCUGCUCGCCUGGCACCUUUGGCUUUGGGCCCGGCGGCUGCAAAGCAUGCCAGUGUAGCGGCGAAGGUUCCUUGAGCAGUUUCUGCAACAACUUCAAUGGGCAGUGCCCGUGCCGGCCAGGCGCCUUUGGGCCCCGUUGCGACCACUGCCAGCCUGGCCACUGGGGUUUCCCAAACUGCCGCCCGUGCCAAUGCAAUGGGCGCUCGGAGGAAUGUGAACCGCGGACGGGCAGCUGUUUACAUUGCCGAGGCCAAACGGAAGGAGAUCGAUGCCAGAGCUGUGUUGCUGGAUACUAUGGGAACCCAGUGCUGGCCUCAGGUGGCCACUGCCGCCCCUGCCCCUGCCCAGAGGCACCUGGCUCUGGACGCCAUUUUGCUGCUGCUUGCCACCAAGACAGCCGCUCUGGAACAGUCAUGUGUAGCUGCCUCCCAGGCUAUACAGGCCCGCGCUGUGAUGAGUGUGCUCCUGGCUACUAUGGUAACCCUUGGCAGGCCAGGGGGCGAUGCCAGCCUUGUGCGUGUAACAACAACAUUGACAUGGCGGACCCAGCAUCUUGUGAUCGACGCACAGGCCAGUGCCUGCGAUGCCGCUACCACACUGAGGGGGACCAGUGUCAGCACUGCCAAGCGGGCUAUUAUGGUGAUGCCACCCGACGCACCUGCCACCGCUGCUCCUGUAACUUCCUGGGCACAGUGCGCAGCGAGUGCCCGUCGCGGGACCAGUGCCAGUGUGAGCGCCACAGCGGGCAGUGCCGGUGCCUGCCCAAUGUCCAAGGGCGGAACUGUGACCAUUGUGCCCCCAACUUCUGGAACGCGGCCAGCGGCCAGGGCUGCCAGGCCUGUGACUGCCACCCCCAGUAUGCCCUGAGCCCUGCUUGCAAUCAGUUCACAGGGCAAUGCCAGUGUCGGCCAGGCUUUGGGGGCCGCACCUGCUCGGAAUGCCAGGAGAACCACUGGGGGGAGCCCAGCCAGCAGUGCCGACCCUGUGACUGCGACCCACGUGGGAUCGAGAAGCCGCAAUGCCACCGUAUCACGGGCCACUGCUCCUGUCGCCCGGGCAUAUCGGGCGUGCGCUGCGACCACUGCUCCCGCGGCUUUUCUGGCGAAUAUCCUGCCUGCCAGCCCUGCCAUCAGUGCUUCGGGGACUGGGAUCGCAUCGUGCAGGACUUGGCCGCCCGCACCCGCAGCCUGGCCCAGCGGGCCCAGCAGCUCCACCAGACGGGCCUCACCGGGGCGUUCGAGGGCACCUUCCGCCGACUCCAGGACAAGCUGAGUGCCGUCCAGGCUGUUGUCAGUGCUCGCAAUGCCAGCGCCAGCGCCAUCACCCACCUCUUGCAUGGCAUGGAUGAACUGCGGCAGGAGAUAGCCGAUGUGACGGAAACACUGACCCGCCUGGAGGGGAUGCUGACAGCCACCCAAGACAAGAACUUCAAUGCCAACCAUGCCUUAGGCACGCUGGAGCGUGCCGCUCGGGGCCUCAACCUCAGCCUGGCAGACCUGGCCCGCCAGCUGGAUGCACUCAUCAAUGCCAAUGUGUUGGGUGCUUAUGACAGCGUCCGCCAGUCCUUCGUGCAGUCGCGCGAAGCUGAGCACCGAGCCAACGCCUCCGCCUUGGCUGUGCCUAGCCCUGUCAGCCAGUCAGCCGCUUCCCGGCGUCGCACCGAGCAUCUGAUGACAGUACGGAGAGACACUUUCAAUAGGCAGAACGCGGCCAACAGGCAAGGCCUGACGGACCUAUCAAGACGCGUCGGAGGGCUGAGCCUGCACCAGAUCAAUGAGAAGGUGUGUGGGGCCCCGGGGGACGCCCCCUGCUCCAGCAGCCCCUGUGGAGGGGCCGGUUGCCGCGACGAAGACGGCAGGCGCCACUGCGGGGGCCUCAACUGCAAUGGGGCUGUGGCCACCGCCGACAAUGCGCUGGACCGAGCGCGCCACGCCGAAGGGGAGCUACGCCGUGCCGUGGCUGACGUGGAUCUCCUGCUGCGCCAGGUGGCCGAUGCUAAGGCCCGGGCUGGAGAGGCAAAGCGGAGAGCGCAGGUGGCUUUGGACAAUGCCAAUGCCACCAAGGCCCGGCUGGAGCGCUCCAACAAGGAGCUGCGGGACCUCAUCCAGCAAAUCAAAGGAUUCCUGAAUCUCGAGGGGGCUGAUCCUGACAGCAUUGCCCUGGUGGCCUCCCGCGUGCUGGAACUCUCCAUCCCAGCAUCCCCUGCACAAAUCCACCAUCUCGCCGAGGAGAUCAAGCAGCGCGUCAGCAGCUUGGCCAAUGUGGACGCCAUCUUGGACCAAACAGCAGGAGACGUGCGGGUGGCAGGAGAGCUGCUGCAGGAUGCGCGGCGGGCCAAUGCUCGAGCAGAGAGCGUCAAGAGUGCCACGCAAGCCGUGAAGAAGGCUCUCGACGAUGCCAGACGGGCCCAAACUGCUGCCGAGACGGCCAUCCGCAACGCAGCCAGUGAUAUCUACCACACGGAAGAUGUCGUGAGCAGGAUCCAGGAAAAGACAGCAAGCGCCGAGGGUCAGCUGGCCGCGGCCAUGGAACGGGUGGGACACCUCGACAGGCAGGUGGACGCCCUCAAGGUGAAAUGGGCCAACAACAGCCUGGCGGCCACAAGAGCUGAAGAGACAGCCAGCGCCGCCAGGGACCGAGCUGGAGAAGCUGAACAGGUGCUGGAGGGCCCACUGGGUGACCGGUACCGGACAGUGAAGGAGCUAGUGGAACACAAGGCUCAGCACGUCCUGCAGGCCCAGCAGAAAGCGGCGCGCCUACGAGAUGAGGCCAAGGGGUUGCUGCGUGAUGCUAAUAAAAAAUUGCAGCUGCUGAGUGCACUGGAAGAAACGUACGAAGAAAAUGAGAGGCAGCUGCAAGAGAAAGCAGCCCAACUGGAUGGGCUAGAGGCCAAGAUGAGGGGCAUCCUAGGAGACAUCAACCAGCAAAUCCAGAUCUACAACACCUGCCAGUGAUGCACUAUUUUCUGCUCCCCCACCCUAUCUCUGCCCCCCACCCCCACCCCGCUCACGUGCUUAAAGAAUUCUUGGCUACUGCUGCCUUGCUCGCUAGUGCCUGGAGCGUUAUUUCCUGUGGCCAUUCCUUCCCAACAUUGCUUGUCGUGGGUCAUCAUCACCCUCCUCCCAGUGUCCCAUGCUCCCAUGAAGCACAACGCUGCACCAAGUCUUCCUGAUGAGAGCCCCUUCCCUACUAGCAUCCAGCACAGGGGACAUCUAAUACACCAGCACUUGGAUGCCAAAGGGAAGAUUCCCGUUCUGAUUUCUGCCAUUCUCUCUUCCGCUACAGUUGAAACAUCAUAGAGUAGAAAGCCCCAUUCCAAAGCAAGGAGGACAGUACAGUGCAGAACAGGAGCGGGGUCACCUAAGGGAGGGUCAGAUGAGGUGGCUACCUUGGCAUGUCCGAUACACAUGAACCGCUUGCAUUUGUGUGAGAAUAAAGACCCAACGUGGCGUUGCUC